AUGGCUUCAACAUAUCUUCAGCCGCUUGAAACACCAGUUCGUACUAUAAUAUUGUGUUUCACGCUUUGGAAGGUCUUGCUUCUACUCAUUGCAGCUUGUAGUCCAGGUCCGGGCUAUGAUACAUCUACCAGUCUCUUAUUGUCGACUCUACAUUCAGUUGGACAGAAGAAGUUACCAUUGGUAGUGCAGUAUCUCAUCGGCAAAUUGGUAAGAUGGGAUGCAAUAUACUUCGUACGCGUGUCAAAUCGCGGGUAUCUCUAUGAACAAGAAUGGGCAUUUGGAUGGGGCUUUACCCGCAUGAUUAAAUUUAGCACUAUGGGACUUGGAUAUCUUGGGAUACCUCACUAUGAUGGAAUGGAGGGGUUGGUGGGGAUACUCCUUGCUCAUAGCUCUCAUCUACUUUCGAUUCUCGUCCUCCACAGCUUGACCUUGACGCUCUUCCCCUCGAAGAGAUUUGCGUUGGUCACAGCUCUUUUGCACGUCAUAUCACCAGCUGGCAUAUUUAUGUCUGCUCCAUAUGCUGAGAGUUCUUGUGCUCUUUUGACCUUUUUGGGAGUAUUCCUAUUCACGAAAAGUUUCGGCUCUGGAGCGAACAACGCAACUUUAGGUCACGAUCUUCUAGUCCUCCUUUCUGGCAUAGUCUUCGGGGUUGCUACUACUUUCAGAAGUAAUGCGUUGCUCAAUGGACUCCUCCUGCUCGAGGAAGCGUUCAGAACUUUCAUCAGUUUAGGUAAUGGGUUCAAGAUAACCACCAUCCGUCGUCUCAUCAUCACUGGUUUGGGAGGCAUAUGUGUCGGAACCAGCUUCCUCCUACCACAGUAUCUCGCAUAUCAAGAGUAUUGUGGGGAAACAGCCCUCGAGAGUUCAAGACUUUGGUGUACAGAUGCCAUUCCAAGUAUAUAUACUUUCGUGCAAGGCUACUACUGGAAUGGUGGAUUGUUCAACUAUUGGACGUUGCCAAAUAUACCUCUGUUUCUACUUGCAAUGCCUAUGAUCAUAAUCCUAGGAGUAUCUAGUAACUGGGGUAUACGGGAUCCUCAGCUCCAACAAAUCUCAGCUACCCCUAAGAAAGAAAGUAUUACAACAGUCGAUAAGAUCCAGUAUGCCCACAAAGUUCAGAUAAUCCGGAAUUUAGCCCUCUCACAGUUGAUUCUCACAGCAAUUACGUUCACAAGCGGUCAUGUUCAGAUCAUCACAAGGAUAUCAUCAAUCUGUCCUGUGUAUUUAUGGUAUAUGGCGGCUUCGGUUGGGAAAGAAAAAGAUUCAACUAUCACAAGUGUUGGAAGAUUUAUGAUAAUAUAUGCCGGUAUUCAGGGUGGCUUGUUCUCAUCAUUCUUACCACCUGCAUAA
This is a messenger RNA of Sclerotinia borealis F-4128, 1350 nucleotides long. The record is from the annotation of a GenBank genome assembly. NCBI's taxonomy places the organism in Eukaryota, Fungi, Ascomycota, Leotiomycetes, Helotiales, Sclerotiniaceae.